UCGUACACACACACCGCAGGUAGCGUGUUGAUACAAGUGGUGCAUUGAGCCUCAACAUAUGUCGCCUGCUUAAGUGACUCGCCAGUCCACAACGGAGAUGCCGAGCGUACUCGCUGUUCUGCUGUGUGCACUGGCCCUCUUUCAGGUGCCUGAGGCCGCCACCGGCCAGGACGUGCCCAUCGACGGCAUGGACCCGGAGAAGAUGGAGAUUCUGCGGCAGGUAGUGGCGGCGGCGCCGGACCGCGGCGACGCCAUCCAGAUGGCGAUGCGCGCCGUCUUCGACGAGAUGCGUCGCGCCGCCAGGGCGCAGGGUGGAGAACGCAAGGCCACACCCACUACCGCCCUGCAGGCGGCUCUGGACCGUGGCGGGGAGCUGGUCCAGCAGGCCGACGACGCUCUCCAGAAGCUCGCGAAAGAGCUCACGCUCAUCGCCAAGCAGACAGCUACGAACUUCACGUCGUGCCUGGUGGAGGAACGGGAGCACCUGGCAGAGCUGGAGGCUGUGCUGGGCAGCGAAACCCUGAGCUGCCUGAUGGGUGGCGUAAGGCUGCUGGCUGCCAUCAAGGAACUCAACAGCACGGCCCGGGGACUCAUCGCGGAUGCCAAGAGCUGCUCCAAAGUAGACGACACGCUUGUCAAGAUUCAGUGCCGCUCGCAGCUGUUAGUGGAGCUCGGUCCAGAGCUGCUGUCGCGCACUGCAGAGCUGAAAGAGGCAGCCGCGGAAGAUGCCGAGGCCGUAGCGGACCAAGUGGAAGCGCUCGUGCAGAAGUGCCUGCCGGCCGGGUCUCCGCUGGACCUCGAGGUGCAGGACCUGCUGACGGACAUGGGGCGCUGCACUGCCAGCGCCGUGGCUGCCGCAGAGGGGCGCCGGGAGACCCCCCGCGAGGACCUCUAGCCGCUUGUGUCCACGCCUCUCGUCGUAGUGCAGUAUCUGUGCCACUCAGGCAAAAUUUGUGCAGCUUUUAGACACGAGAAGUAUAUGAGGAAACAUAUGGCUAUACGCAAUGAAGAUUAUGGAAAAAAUGUUUGAUAAACGACA
Messenger RNA from Schistocerca gregaria, 1039 nucleotides. RefSeq lists its product as uncharacterized. The record is from RefSeq and is a predicted model, not a curated record. The transcript is spliced from 4 exons. Bases 98 to 895 code for a protein of 265 amino acids. Lineage: Eukaryota; Metazoa; Arthropoda; Insecta; Orthoptera; Acrididae.